AUAUCGAUCAUCCUGCGGUCCAAAGUAUACCCUCUUUUUUCCCCUUCCCCUCUUCGCUUCGGACCCCUCCCGGAUUCGCUCCCCACAUUGCCCCAUGGCCGCCGUCCGCCGCCUCUCCCCCUCCUUCUCUGCCGCCUCCCUCCGGCGGAUCCUCCUCCUCCGACCCUUUUCCUCCUCCUCCGCCGACGCCGCCGACCAGCGGGUCCUCACGGUGGAGACCAGCCUCCCCUUCAUCAGCCACAAGAUCGACCCUCCUUCCCGCUCCGUCGACACCAACCCGAACGAGCUCCUCUCCUUCUUCCGCGACAUGUCCGUGAUGCGCCGCAUGGAGAUCGCCGCCGACUCCCUCUACAAGGCCAAGCUCAUCCGCGGCUUCUGCCACCUGUACGACGGCCAGGAGGCCGUCGCCGUCGGCAUGGAGGCCGCCAUAACCAAGCGAGACGGCAUCAUCACCGCCUACCGCGACCAUAACAUCUACCUAGGCCGCGGCGGCUCCCUUUUCGAGGCCUUCGCCGAGCUCAUGGGCCGCCGCGCCGGCUGCUCCAGGGGGAAGGGCGGGUCCAUGCACUUCUACAAGAAGGACGCCGGUUUCUACGGUGGCCACGGCAUCGUCGGCGCCCAGGUCCCCCUCGGCUGCGGCGUUGCCUUUGCCCAGAAGUACUCCAAGGAUGGGAACGUGACCUUCGCCAUGUACGGCGAUGGGGCUGCCAACCAGGGGCAGCUCUUCGAGGCUCUCAACAUCUCGGCGCUCUGGGAUCUGCCCGUCAUCUUGGUCUGCGAGAACAAUCACUAUGGAAUGGGGACGGCGGAAUGGAGGGCGGCAAAGAGCCCUGCAUACUAUAAGAGAGGGGAUUAUGUCCCCGGUCUGAAGGUUGACGGGAUGGAUGUUUUUGCUGUGAAGCAAGCCUGCAAAUUUGCUAAAGACUAUGCUCUGAAGAAUGGACCCUUGAUUCUUGAGAUGGACACUUACAGGUACCAUGGUCACUCCAUGUCGGAUCCUGGGAGUACCUACCGUACCCGUGAUGAGAUUAGUGGUGUGAGGCAGGAGCGUGAUCCAAUCGAAAGAAUUAGGAAGCUAAUAUUAUCCCAUGAGCUAGCCACUGCUGCUGAACUCAAGGAUACCGAGAAACAAGUGAGAAAGGAGGUAGAUGAGGCCAUUGCUCAGGCCAAGGAGAGCCCUAUGCCCGAUCCUUCCGAGCUAUUUACUAAUGUCUAUGUGAAAGGUUUUGGUGUGGAGGCAUUUGGUGCAGAUAGGAAAGAGGUGAAAGCCUUUCUUCCCUGAAGCAAGGCCACAUAUCACUGCAAGAAAAAUCUUCUCACAGAAGUUCCAUAAUAAAAUUGGAGGGCAAAUUCAUAGACUUUUGGUUUAUUUCUCCACCAUUUGUUUGGUAUAGAGUUUGAUUUAACUUUCUGAUUGAGGUUAUUGUAUUUAUCCCUCAUGCAUUUUUACACCCAUAAUGUUUCAUUUUUCCUUCUUUUAAAAUUUGAGCGGAACGCAGAAAUUUCAUGUUUGCACGGUUAGACUACGUUUGUUAUUCUUGCUUGGAUGAGUGCACUCGGAAUAAAGCGGAUCUUCUUGUUAUCUA
This is a messenger RNA of Phoenix dactylifera (date palm), 1586 nucleotides long. Its product is annotated as pyruvate dehydrogenase E1 component subunit alpha-1, mitochondrial-like. Gene Ontology annotation, cellular component: intracellular membrane-bounded organelle. Gene Ontology annotation, biological process: pyruvate decarboxylation to acetyl-CoA. NCBI's taxonomy places the organism in Eukaryota, Viridiplantae, Streptophyta, Magnoliopsida, Arecales, Arecaceae. The record is from RefSeq and is a predicted model, not a curated record. Gene Ontology annotation, molecular function: pyruvate dehydrogenase (acetyl-transferring) activity.